GUGUGACGAAGAAGAAGAAGAAAAAGGAGGCGGUGGAGGAUGAGGAGAGUGCACGGUGAGACAGCCACUGGUUGAACAGCUGUAUUGAGUCUCACGCAGACCAUGUCCUCCACUGAGCGGACGCGCACAGACCUGGGCCGGGCGCUCUGUAUCAUCACCGGGGCCUCCAGAGGCCUUGGCCGGACCGUAGCCAGGGAGAUGUCUCGGCUGGUGAAGCCCGGCUCGGCGCUCGUCCUGGCGGCCCGCUCCGCUGACGAUCUGCGGGCUCUGAAGGUGGAGCUGGCCGAGUCGGAGGCGGGCAGAGCCGGCCUGGUGGUCGAGUGCGUGGUGGCGGAUCUGGGUGAGGUGGGAGGGCUGGAGAGUGUUGUUAGAGCAUCCGAGGAGGCCUUCAGUGAACACAUGGACCACAUCAUACUGUUCAACAACGCCGGCUCCUUGGGUGACGUGUCCCGCAACACCCAAAGCUUCACCGACAUGGCCGAGGUGGACUCCUACUUGUCUUUUAAUGUCAGCUCCUCCCUGUGCCUCACUGCCAGAGUCCUGCAGGCUUUCCCUCAGCGUCCAGGUGUAAGGCGGACUGUGGUCAACAUCAGCUCGCUGUGCGCCCUGCAGCCGUCCCGCUCCUGGGUGCUGUACUGCACUGGCAAGGCUGCCAGAGACAUGAUGUUCAAAGUCCUGGCAGAGGAGGAGCCGGACCUGCGGGUGCUCAGCUACGCUCCAGGCCCUCUGGACACCGCAAUGCAGACGGAGGCGAGAUCCAGAACAGGUGAUCCCAGCCUCAGGAAGUCUUACUCUGACAUGUUUGCUCAGAGCCAGCUGCUCAGCUGUGAGGCGUCCUGUGCCAAGCUGACGAAGCUGCUGCUUGAAGACAGCUACACCUCAGGAGCUCACGUCGACUUCUAUGACCUGUAGAUGCAGUCUAGGUGCUCACAGACGUCAGCGCUGGGCCAGAUUAUUAAUGUGUGUGCCUUAAUUUUUGAUUGAAAGCUUUAAGACCUUUUUACUGUCCUGACCUAUUUUCCAGAGAUAUGCCGAGUCAUGUCAAGGAGCACUUGUAAUGUCAAAGCUGUACCACUUUAAAUUGUUUACUGUAUGUUUUACAUCAUCAGUUGAUAUUAAUAUUUUAAUACUGAUGUUCCUUCUUUUUAUUUAAUCAAUCCUAAUCCAGUGUCUGAAGUUAGUUUUAAGGUGCCUGUUACAGUAUGUUAAUGAGAACACUUGGACUCAAACAGUAAUUAAUGCUUCUGUAAUGCUGAACAUAGGCAUUUUAAUGUGUGAGGGAAAAUGUGUUCCUCUUUUGUCUUUCUCACCCAAAAUAAUUGUUCACACAUUCCUCUAUGUACGACUUGUAUCUUUAUAAAUGUUGAUGAGAAAUGAAUACUUCAAAUCAGACUGUGAACGUGAUGUAGUGUAUCCCAGAAAUACAAUUCUGAGGUUAUUUUUGUA
Molecule: messenger RNA, 1446 nt
Organism: Acanthopagrus latus (yellowfin seabream)
Lineage: Eukaryota; Metazoa; Chordata; Actinopteri; Spariformes; Sparidae
Gene: spra
Product: sepiapterin reductase a
Exons: 3
Coding region: 103-912 (269 amino acids)
Biological process (GO): tetrahydrobiopterin biosynthetic process
Molecular function (GO): sepiapterin reductase (NADP+) activity
Source: RefSeq, a predicted model, not a curated record